Cladocopium goreaui is the source of this 4920-nucleotide messenger RNA. Lineage: Eukaryota; Dinophyceae; Suessiales; Symbiodiniaceae. The record is from the annotation of a GenBank genome assembly.
AUGAAGCGCCCAGCCACGCGUUGUCAACAAGAUGAGCAACCAGUUCUGAAGCGGCCUGCUGCUGCAACAGUGCCUGCUGAUGACAAAGCUGCAGAUCCCAUGGCCCCACUGCCAGAAAACAAGGAAGAGUUGGAGAAAUUCUUGGCAGACCCAAAUAUCAAGCCAUUGGACAAAAAGCUUGCCAAGUUCAAAGCGGCCGUGAAGCCAGACGAAGAUGCGUCAGCCAUGUUUGCCAAGAUGAAACGAUUUUUCGAUCCCAGUGAGAUGAGCUGCCUAUGGGGCAGGUUUGGGACUCUCAUCAAUGGGUCCGCGGGUGAGCAGCAAGAGCAUUUGCAAUAUGGAUUGGCGCAGUGGCAAAGUGGUACACCUGUGGCUCUUCACAACUUGACACCGAAUAUGUACAUGAGCACGGCUGAGAAAUACGCGGAGCUGAAGCAUGUGAGAGCUUCGGAAGUGUCUCUUUGCUUCCCGCAGUUCUUCACCUCCACAACAAGAAACGCGAUGCUUGCGGAGGAUCCGUUCCUAUCAGUCCACCGCACCUCGCCAGACAGUUUCCUGGACGAGAGGCCACCCUUGGAGAGGAGUGGAGACGUGGUGGAGUUCGACACUACAUUGGUGGGGGCUGCGGAGGCGGUCGGCGAGGUCGCAGCCUUCCUGGUGCUGUCCGUGGUACGUGCACCCGGGGAUGCAGGGCUGCACCUUGCUGGCCGCUUCAUCGGCAGCUCCUCCGAAGAGGCGAACAAGCUCCUGUCGACCGCCCUGAACCGGAAGAGCGGCCACGUCCAUCUGUGCUGGGCCUCCCCGUGCGCAGAGCUGGACGAGGAAGGCCUGGUCCAUGCUACCAAGGCUCGCUGGUGGAAGGGCAGUACCUUCGUGGCACCCUACAUAAGCCCUUGGGGAAGGAUGGUGCUGAAGGAGUACUUAGAGAAGGUCGACGAGGAGGCCACCCUAGAGGAUUCCGAAGGCAGAGGGAUCUUGAAGGCCAAGUUGAAGGGCCUCCGUCAGCAGUUGGCCGGACGAGGCAAGGGCUCAGGUGGGUCCGCAGUGGUGGAUCUGGUUGGUUCCGAGGAGGAGUCAGAGGAGGCUUCCUUUUCAGGCUUUGCGGAAGAGGAGAGCGGAUUGGUUACAGGAGAGAGGCUGACUGGCGGAGGCACCGCCUUGGCCCUUACCAAUGGGGAAGGGGACCCCAUGAAACGGAGGAAACAGAAGGUGAGGAGAAAGAGGGAGAGAUCAGAGGUGAGGAGAAGUCCAGCAGACCAGCUGCUGGCUCAGGCCGAGCAAGCAAGGGAUGCGGACUUAGAAGAGAAAGAGGAGAAGAAGAGGAGGAAAAGAAAAGGCGAUGGGCCCUCAGGGGUAAAGGCGUUGGUGAAGCUUCUGACGCAGGAAGCCGGCCGGAGGCACAAGGAGAAGGAUGUGGUGAAGAAAGAGGUGAAGGAGAAAAAGAAAGAGAAGAAGGGGAGGAAAAAGAGGAAAGGAAAGAAGGGCCAUGGAGACGGCUCGGGGCCGGGCAGCUCGGGGGACUCCUCUGGCUCGGGAGGAACGAGCCGGAGCGAGGAGGAGGAAGCAGAGAGCAGUUCCUCCGAGAUGCUGGCCCCACUACAAAAACGCUCCGCGAAGAAACCGGGAGCGGUGCUGAAGAUGCUGGUGGAUUACGCCCGUGCGGUGAUGGACCAGACGGCGCUGGUUUCGACCGGAGCGGCCGGGGUCACCACGGGUGUGAAGCUAGCAUCUUAUUGGCGACCUCGGGAGAUUAGGUCGGCACAAUACCUGGAGAUGAACCCGCUGGAGGCUGCUCAAGGCGCGCCUACGGCGCUUCUCCUGGAGGCGCGCAAGCACGGCAAGAUGGUGGAGAAGAGCCGCGGAGCAGAAGAGUGGAGCAGGCGCAGAGGAGAAGGAGAGCCCUGGAGACGGGGCCAAAACAGCAAAGGAGGUGGAAAAGGAGGAAAGACAGGAAAGGGAAAGGACAGCAGCAAAGGAGGCCGAAGCGAGGAGACUUGGAACAAGGGAGGAAAGUGGUCGCAGAACCAGUGGAAGGAACUGGUGGGCCGACAACAAGGAGAAGGCAGAUGGAUCAGGAAAAGACAAGCCGGGGAAGCCCGGCGCGGAAGCUGCGAAGUAGGGGAUGCUGGCACUGGCCGUGCGUCCCUUGCUAGCGACCUGCAGCUGGAAGGCUUCAAUGGCCUGAAGAUGGUGGUGGCAGAAGGUUACAGUUUGUGCAGAAUUGGCUGCAUCCUUGCCUGGCUGGUAGUACAUGCCGUGCCGGGGGGGGAAGCGGCCGAACGGUGGAACGUUUUCCAGUGGUUGACGGCUCAGGGAGGUGCUGGCCGAAGUGCCGUGCAUCGGACUCCCAAGCGGGAGUCCUUUCCUCUCCGGCUUGGAGAGCUGGACAGAGUGGUCGAUGCACUGGGCGACUCUGCCCUUUUGGACGUCAUCGAGAAGACCUUCAGCGACCGCUGGUGUGAGGAUUGCUGGGUCUUUCUAUCGGUGAUGUUUUGCAAUCACCUUCAUGGCCGCCGUGGCGUGCCUCAGGGCCGCUGGCGCCGUGGGGAUUUGACCGCGAUUUCAACGCUGCGGUCUUCUGUACAGAGAGUCCUGCGGCUAGACACGCCGGUACCGCGAUCGCCAGAGGUCGUGGAAAAAGAGCUAAGUGCGAGGUUUGUUAGCUAUACAGGGGAAGAAGUGGCUCGAAUGGAGCCGUUGUGUUUGGAACGGGUUCUGCCUGCGUUGCCCCCGGUUGGGCACGGCGGUUCUAUUCCUGUUGUCAACUGGGUUAAAGGUAGGACCAGGUUGUUUUUGCUUAGGCCCGAACUAUGCGUGCUAAAGGAUGAAGGUCAGAAACUUCCAAAGCUCCAGGCAAAGGUUCACAUCGAGGACAAAGAUAAGCUAGGGAUUGCCCUGGCGCUUGUUGAGCGUGGAGUGUGCGAUUGGGUGGAAGAAUCUGAGGUGUAUACCUACCGCAACGAGCGAAUUCUGAACGGACUAUUUGGCGUGGCAAAGAGCGGCGUGCUGUACCUCUCGGUUGGCGGGGCCGAAAUUGGACGAAACCCCAAGAGAAGUUUUUACUUGGCCUGCAGUGUUUUGCCAAUGGGCUGGGCCAGUGCGGUGAGCGUCAUGCAGGAGAUUAGUGAGGAAUUGCUGCUUGCUGAAUCUGAGCAGGUUGCGCGAAACAGACCACUGCCUCAGUGGCUGACAUCUGCGCUGAAAGGUGCUUCGGGCGGCAGGUGUUGGUGGCACGUCUACCUUGACAAUUUCAUGACAGGUGAACGAGUAGCUAAAGAGGAGACCCCCUUUUGGGCUGCUUCGCGCCGCUCUGAGGCUGAACAGGCCUGGGCUGAAGCUGGAGUGUUGUCAGCCGAGAAGAAGAAAGUAGUAGGAGCUCAACAGGCCCUGGAGCUGGGGGCGUGUUUUGACGGUGAGGGUCAAUGGCUAGGCGGUAGUCCACAAAGACUCUGCCAGCUGAUUCAGUCGUCGUGCCUGGUGUUGUCAAGGGAUUUUGUGCCAGUAAAAUGGCUCCAAGUGAUUUUGGGCCGGUGGGUCCAUGUGCUGCAGUUCCGAAGGGCUGGUAUGGCAUGUUUAGAUAAGGUCUGGCAGUGGAUCAGCAAGAAACCUCUGACUGCAGGUCAGAAAGCCAAGGCUAGAGGUACUGGCAGAGCCGUUGGUGCUGCCUCUGCCUUGACGAGCGCUGGGGAGGAUUUUGCAAGCUGCACUUUGAGUGAGGGCCAUGGGCCUGUGAAGGCGCCGCUCUUGGUGGUGUCCCUGUUCAACGGGAUAGGUGUCUUUGUGAGCCGGAAGGAAUAUUACAUUGAUGUUGAGGCCCCUGCGCCUUAUCCCCAGCUUGAUCAACGGCUCACGGAGGGCCACAGGUGGGAUGGCGCUGAUGAAGGACUCAGUCGCACUCCAAGCUCCGCUGCGGCUAGGCUGGAGACUCCUGAACUCCUGAGCGCCAGUGAGCGAGAGCUCCUCCAUGGGUAUGGCUUUGAACAUACAGCAUUGGCGAUGUCCGCCAGCAACAUCAAGCACGACGCCCAGGCGUAUGAGGAUGUCAGGUGCAGUUUCGUGGGCGACAGUUUCAGCAUGUAUUCUUUUGUCAUUUUCAGUUGGGGAGCUUGCCGUGAGCUCUGUCCUAGAGUGACGUACGAGCAUCUGGCUAUGAGGUUCAUUCACCUUACUGAUAGCUAUGUUUCCCUGUCAGUUAUCUCAAAGGGUCGUUCAAGCAGUACCAUGUUGAUGUCUGUGAUGAAGCAGAUUGCUGCCUUUCAAUUUGGGUUUGGACUUUUUCCCGUUCUCAUCCACGUGGAGAGUACCGAGAACCCAACAGACGAGGUUCGUUACUAUGAUGCGGUUUCGCAGCUCUACCCACACAUUGAAUCUUGCGAUUCUCUGGAAGGGUUGGAUGAGGUGGUCAGUGAUUGGAUUGAAGAAGUUUUCACCAAGGGAGCCCCCAUCAAUCUCGUUGCAGACGCGUUGAGCGGAUUGCAUUACUUCAUGCGCAGCACCAAAAAGCGCUUACCUACUUCUUGGAAACUGUUCGCUACCUGGCGACGGUUUGAAGUGCCUUCUCGGGCCCCACCGCUCACGCAAGAUCUGCUUUGGGCAAUGGUCUCACGGUGUCUCUUGGCAUUAUCUUUUCACUGCUUUCUCAGAACAGGUGAAGCUCUGGCAGUUCGGCCGUGUGACCUUCUCCUGGGAAAAGACAGCGGAAUCGUGACCCUCCCCGUGUCAAAGGGGAAGACUAGACACAAGCUGUCUGAAUCGGUCACAAUCUUUGAUGUCACUGUGGUAGAUAUUCUGCACGAACUCUAUGCCCUUAAAAAGGCCCAGGGAAUGAUGAAGGACCAGCCGGCUGGUCGCUUCGUACCGUGCCUGGCUUUCAACACGCUGAUGGCGUGUCGAGCUGUGUUCACAGGGGCACGUGGAUGA